Molecule: messenger RNA, 252 nt
Organism: Durusdinium trenchii
Lineage: Eukaryota; Dinophyceae; Suessiales; Symbiodiniaceae
Source: the annotation of a GenBank genome assembly
GAUGCGUUAGAGGAGCCUGAAGUGCCGGACUGGGAGGCCCAGGACGAGAAUAUGUUGGACACCGAAAUCCAACAAGCACAGGCUAUCGAGCCACAGCUGGAUCCAACAGCAUUGUCCGAACCACUGCCGGACCAUGAGACGGACAAAGCUCAGAAGGACCAACUCAAACAGAAAAAUGCUCAGUUGGACAAAGAACUCAAGCUGCAGCAGCUUAAGGUUCAGGAGUUGGAGCUGAUGAAGGAGCUGGGCUUA